Messenger RNA from Centruroides sculpturatus (bark scorpion), 357 nucleotides. Its product is annotated as endoribonuclease YBEY, chloroplastic-like. Bases 1 to 357 code for a protein of 118 amino acids. NCBI's taxonomy places the organism in Eukaryota, Metazoa, Arthropoda, Arachnida, Scorpiones, Buthidae. The transcript has a single exon. Gene Ontology annotation, cellular component: cytosol. Gene Ontology annotation, molecular function: phosphatase activity; magnesium ion binding. The record is from RefSeq and is a predicted model, not a curated record.
AUGCAAGUUGCCUUUCGUCUAGAUCAGCACAACGCCGAAAAGUUGGCUAAGGAGCUGAGCGCCGACUUAGGACAGCAAGCUAACAUUGCUAUCGCCAACCAAACUUACGUGGACUUAAAUCCGCCCGGCGUCAACAAGAAAACGGGUCUCGAAGAUUUAUGUGCUUUGGUUGGUUGUCAGUUAGACAAAAUGAUCGCCUUUGGCGAUUCGGACAACGAUUUAGAAAUGCUUCAAGCGGUUGGGAGUUCUUUUGCCAUGUCUAACGGAACUGUGCGCGCUAAAGCGAUUGCUAAAACGAUUAUUGGCGACAACGAUUCGAAUGCAAUCGCCGACAAAAUAGUUGAAAUUAUCGGAUAA